UUACAUCAAAAGAUAUAGGAAAGUCCUCGUCUAUUUGAAGACACACUGACAACAGACGUAUAGCCGUAGCGCUGAAAGUUCGCUUCAGACACUACAAUUACGGAUACCCCAUUACGUAACCUUCUCUGAUGACCCAAAACGAGGGAGAUUCUUGGAUCUUGGAUAGGCAGUUUCUGUUGAGCCUGGGCACAGCUGUAGCUCACAGCUAAACCUAAGGGUGUGGUUCGCUGGUUCGACGUAGAACGGUCCAACGCUAUGAGUUUGAUGUGUUGAGCUGUGGAUGGCUGCAGAAAGGAGAACCUCAAAGGGACAGUGCAGAUUUAGCAAAAAUGGUGAGCUCAUUCCUGCGAAUCGGACUGGAUGUAUUCCUGUUGUUUCUCUUCGCUACCAAGACUGACGGAUUGUCCACCUUCCACCAAGAUGUAGCCUUCUCCUACAUCGACACGGACGACGUCGUCACUUUACCCACCAACACCUACGAUGAUCCUCCGCUGUUGGAGCGCCGGGGCACGGGUUCCGUGUUCGAUGCCACCAUUCCCGGCACCUACGUCUUCACCUUCCAAGCCCCAGGGAAAAACGUCGCCAGCCCGGCGCCUGUGAACGCGACCAACUACCGGCUGGUCAAGCUCUCAGGUACUCCGCCUUCGGCCGACCUGGUGCUGCGCCUGACCGCCGACGGCCCGGUGUCCGGCCACGUCAUGGUGGAGUUGGAUGCCCUCGACUCCUUCCAAAUAGAGACUUACGCCAGAACUGUCAUGCCCGUUGCAAACACCACCGCCCCUGUGAUAUUUAACGGCUUCCUUCUGUACCAUCGAUGCCUCUGUUCCCCGCUCGUUCUCCGUCGGUCAUCCUUUUCUGCCUCCCGCGAUACCGAUGUGGCCGCCGGUACAGCUGCAAUCCAUGACUUCGACGAAGUCUUCAACAUAGGCGACGAGUUUGACGAGCUUCGUGGCAUCUUCACGGCCAGCCUCCCCGGUAUUUACGUCUUCAUGUACUCCUUUCCCAACCAAGGAGUAGGCAGGUCCGGCACGGUCACCGUCAGCUUGACACUCAACGACGCCGUGAAAAGCAGCGCUUCCUCGGUCAGCUCGACCGCUCCGACUUCGCAGUAUUCUGGUGCCACAGUCGUGCUGGACCUCGUAGAGGGUGACCAGGUUAGACUCAGAAAAGUUGGCGGUCUCAUCUCAAUACCAACAGUCAUUGAUGGAGGAAUUCCUGUGAAAGUGUCACCGAUAUUGUUUUCGGGGUUUCUUUUGUAAAGUUCGCCACACCAGCCAAAUAUCUCGGUAAUAAGCAUAUCAAAUAAUUAUUGUACUACUGAACCACUCAAUAAUUAUUGAUUGAUUGAUUUUUUUUUGGGGGGGGGGGCAAAAUGACCCUUUUUCGUUCAAUUUUUGUUUCUUAAACUGAGGUUCGUGCCUCAACUCUCGUGAACUGUUGACUUGAAACCGCACAAGUGAUAAAUUUAAUAGACAUUUUGUUUAUAUUGAAACUUUCUUCCGACGAAUUUAAAACGUUUGUUAAAUUAUUAGAUUUUGAGUAAGGCAAGUUGUAUGAAGAUUCGAAUAAAUCUUGUUGGAGUACCAAA
Acanthaster planci (crown-of-thorns starfish) is the source of this 1588-nucleotide messenger RNA. RefSeq lists its product as uncharacterized. The record is from RefSeq and is a predicted model, not a curated record. Lineage: Eukaryota; Metazoa; Echinodermata; Asteroidea; Valvatida; Acanthasteridae. Gene Ontology annotation, molecular function: protein binding.